Messenger RNA from Ostrea edulis (European flat oyster), 3493 nucleotides. Its product is annotated as heat shock 70 kDa protein 12A-like. Bases 155 to 1936 code for a protein of 593 amino acids. Gene Ontology annotation, molecular function: ATP-dependent protein folding chaperone; ATP binding. NCBI's taxonomy places the organism in Eukaryota, Metazoa, Mollusca, Bivalvia, Ostreida, Ostreidae. The transcript is spliced from 5 exons. The record is from RefSeq and is a predicted model, not a curated record.
UGUAUCGCGAUAACUGCUAAUGAUGGCGUUUCCGAAAAUAUUCUUAUCUUAAAAGGAUGGCACAAGUAGAAGAAUAAAACCAAUAAAGAACGUGAUUGGACACAAGAAAUAAACAAACCUUUUUCUGCUUCUUCCUGGUGUUUCGAAGCAAGUGAUGGCAGGAGGAGCGAGUUCGUUGGACGGCAAAUUACUGGUGGUCGCCAUAGACUUUGGAACAGCAUACAGUGGAUAUGCUUUUUCCUUUCGGAAUGAUUAUCGACUGGAUCCGCUUAAAAUUGAGAUUAAUCACUGGACUGGGGAGGGUGCACAAACAAUGUCAUCGAAAGCUCCGUCUUCUGUUCUUUUGAAUCCCGACAAAACUUUCCAUUCCUUUGGUUAUCAAGCAGAAGAGGAGUAUGCCAGUCUUGUAGAAAAUGGAAAGUAUCAGGACUGGUUCUUCUUCACAAAGAUCAAAAUGAGACUACUUUACAAAGAGAAAAUAUCUCGAACGGACACCAUUGAAGACGAAUGUGGAAAAACUAUGCCUGGAUUGACCAUUCUCAGCUUUAUAAUUGGGCAUCUUAAAGCAGAUCUUUACAAGAAAUUAAGCCUCAGGGGAUUGCUUGUGCGAGAUGAAGACAUCAUAUGGGUGUUAACAGUUCCUGCCAUUUGGUCGGAUGCCGCUAAACAACUUACCAGAGAAGCCACAGAACAAGCCGGGAUAAAGUCAGGCGAUAUGACGUUUGUUUAUGAACCAGAGGCUGCAGCUCUCUAUUGUAGAUUACAGAAAUUGCAUGCUAUAAAUGAUGCUACAAGCAAAUCAGAUGGUAAAGGAGAUACAGCCCUAGAGAGAGGAAGGAAAGUUUUAGUGUUUGAUAUGGGAGGGGGCACUACAGACAUCAGCGUCAUCGAUAUAAAAAGUGAGAAGGAGAUUCAUAUUGUAGAACGAGCUAGCGGAGGACCUUUCGGUGGAACGCACAUCAAUGAAAAAUUCUGUCAGUGGUUGGACGAAGUAUUUGGAGCAGAGAACAUGAAUAAAUUUAAAACAGAACAUAGAGCGGAUUACAUGCAAUUUAUCAGAGAUUUCGAGCAAAAGAAACGUCCAAUUGACCCCAAAGAGGACAAAUCUCUAUUUUUACAGAUUCCAACAGCCCUAAAACAAUUGGCAGAAAACACAUGGAAAUGCAAAUUAGAAGAUCAUUUCAGCAAACCAGAGAGUCAGUAUCCCUGUGUUCAAGUUAAAAAACGAGGGAAACUUUUCUUCCCGUCCUCAUUUUUAGUGGAACAUUUCAUUUUGCCGAUUUCCAAAAUCGUAUUGGAAGAUAUGGAGCGAAUUCUUAAAAAACAUGGGGAUAUCAGCAGUGUGUUGGCUGUAGGAGGUUUGGCUCAAUCUGCUGCUAUGACGACAGAAAUACGAAAAUAUGCUAAAGAUAUACCUGUAUUUGUUCCGUUUGAUUCAUCCGUAGCCGUUCUCAACGGGGCAGUGCUUUAUGGACAUGAUAACAACGUAAUCAAAGCUAGGGUUUGUAAACACUCUUAUGGUAUCCAAACAAUGAGACCCUUUGAAAAGGGAGAUGAUGAAAAGAAGAAAGUUAAACAGGAAGGAAAGGUGUGGUGUAAACAUUGUUUUAGAGCGCUUUAUCAUGCAGGUGAUAUGAUAAAACUAGGCGAUGUUAAUUCAUACGAAUUGGAAGAAUAUUUCAACGAAGAAGGCAGAAAAAAUAAGCAAUUCCAACCAAUUCGAUGCAUUUUAUUCAGAUCCGAGUCCGAAAACCCAAGAUAUGUCACUGAUAAAGGGUGUGAGGAAGGUGGAAUAAUAGAAAUUGAAGUGCCUGAGAACGGGUUUCCGGUUCAUUAUGAAUGUACUGUUGAACUGGAGUUUGCCGGAACAGAAAUAAUUGCCCGUUUGAAAGAUGACCAAGGAAUUAAGACAAUUCGAGUUAACUUCUUAAACUGAUUUCAUAUUUUCAUUUGUUUUCGAGGAUAUCUAGAAAUAUCAAGUACUCAACUGAAACUCCAGUAUAGAAAAUGUGUAAUAUAAAGUAUUGAGGGAAGGACAAUCUUUCUGAAAUGGGAACUGAAUUUUGACAUAUCAUCUCAUGCUUGGUCUUCUUCUUUCCUCUAUGGAGUAUAGCAGAACAUUCAUUGUAAAGUAAUAGAUAUAGCAAUAUGAAGAUAGAAAUCGACAUUAACGAUAAACCCACGACUCGAAUGAAAGGUGAAGAUAACGAACAGCGAUGAAUCUCAUGACUCCUACAAGCAAUACAAAAUAGAUAGUUGGGCAAACCCGGACCCCUGGACACACCAAAGGUGGGAUCAGGUGUCUAGGAGGAGUAAGCAUCCCCUGUCGACCGGUCACACCCGCCGUGAGCCCUAUAUCCUGAUCAAGUAAACGGAGUUAUCCGUUAUCAAAAUCAGUGUGCCAAGAACGGCCUAACAAUCGGCAUGAAACACGUCAGACAGUAUAUGACCCAAUGGUAGGUUGUAUUGCCGAACUAGAUCGUUAUAAUGACCAUAAAACUUUGAUGGGGCACUGCUAUUAUUUCAAUUGAUGAAUGUUGUCGUGUAUUUCCUUUAUUACGACAUUUAUGAAGUAAUGUCAGUUAUCACAGAAAUAGAUCCUUACUGAAGACAAAUAUUUCUAUACAGUGUUAAUAUAUCGUGUAGUGUUAAAAUAGCGUACACAGUGUUAAAAUAGCAUAUAAAGUGUUAAAAUAGCGUAUACAAUGUUAGAAUAGCAUAUACAGUAUUAAAAUAACAUAUACAGUGUUAAAAUAGCAUAUACAAAUGUACAGUGUUAAAAUAGCGUAUACAGUGUCAAAAUAGCAUAUACAAUAUUAAAAUACCGUAGAGUGUUAAAAUGGCGUACAUAGUGUUGAAAUAGCGUAUACAGUGUUGAAAUAUCAUAUACAGGGUUGAAAUAGCGUAUAUAGCGUUUAGUAUUUUCCCAUUUAGAAUGAUUGAUUGACCUUAUAUUCUUUAACGUCCCUCUAGAGAAUCUUUCACUCAUAUGGAAACAUCACCAUUGCCGGUGAAGGGCUGUAAAAUUUAGACCUGUACUCGGCGCUUACGUUUUUAUAGCAGGGAGGGAUCUUCAUCGUACCACACCCGUUGUAACACGGGACCUCGAUUUUGUGGUCUCAUUCGAAGGACCGCCCCAUUUAGUCGCCUCCUACGACAAGCAAGGGGUACUGAGGACCUAUUCUAACCCGGAUCCCCAACACAUUGAUUAGAAUGAAGCCAUGAUGGUCAAGGAAUGCAGACUGUUCUCAGUUUCGUCUUUAAGUAUAGGCAAAUGGUUUAAUUUGUGGUUCCCUUUUCUCGGACCUCUACAUUGCGAACGUGAUAUUGCUAUUUUCAGUACUCUGUUGAUUAAAUUGUGUACAUGUAUUUGUGACUAUGCCGUAAAAAAGUGGAAGAUGGAGCAUGGAAAAAUACCUUACCUUAAGGAGCAUCAAUUGUAACUUCCAAUUUUCAAUAAAAUUUAAUAAUCAUAUUAAAUUUUGAAAACAAA